UGUCCCUAUUAUACUGUGCGGAAACGAUCAGAAGCGCCGCUUAUUGGUCCUAAGUCCUUUCCGAUUCCAUUUGAAAGCCGUCAGAUUUGUUGGAAAACUCUCCUUAGCGGACCCGAUAACGUCGGCCGCCGGUUAAAUAUCACGUGAAGCAAAUAUCUUUAGAUUAACUACAAAUUUCUGGUUGCAGUUUCGUCUGAAUCCUCUUUUGAGUGCUCGAAUCUGACGUGUUAAGAGUAUGAGAAAUUGACCGGAUUUUGCCAGGGAUUUUCCGACCGUUGAAAAAGGGUUCAUAAUACGGUUAUGAAAUUGUCACUGAAUGACCUCAAACAUGGCAGGAAAACAUUAGAAAGAGCACCGCCACCAAAGACUCCAACGGUUAUUCCCACGAGUCAAGAUGACGAUAAUACUGGUGCUUUAUCGGUGGCAUCUGUCAGAGAAAGAUUUGAACAAAAGCGAAUACCACCGCAGAAGCCCAAUGCAACACAAUCACCUAGUCAAGGUCGUGGCAAACCCACAGAGGAAAAGGUUUUAUCUGUGGCCUCAGCAAGAGCAAAGUUUGAACAAGAACUGAAACCUGUAAAUAAAGGUCCUCAUCCCUGGAAGCCAACGCCAAAAUAUAGGAACCAGUCUAAAACAGACUUACUGAGACUGGAUAAGAACAGUAAUGCCAAGGGGCAUGGGAACAAAGAACCACCGCGUAAAGAGCUACCUAACAUUUUUAGAAUUGGUGCUGCUCCAUCCAAACCUGCCAAACCGACUAACCUAAGGUUCAUGCUAAAAAAGUACAAGGACAAGAUCAUUUUGUCAAACAGCCUAACCUCUUCGACUCAGACAUCCACAAAAGCGGACACGCCUGUCAUUGACACGUCAUGGAAUGUCCAUCAACAAGUCAGGAGGCUACUGGAACUACUACCAUCUCGAGCACUAAAUACAGAGGCAUUAUUACGACCGAGUCUGCGAUUGCUAUUACGUACUUCGGAGGAAAUCCGCGUUUUAGCUUCAACACCAACCAUCAGCGAACCUUCAAAAGAAAACCCUUUAUUAAGGUUUGAACACUAUAAAGAAACUUCGAUUACAUCCCCGCCCUCUUGGAAACAAAAUGAAGGGAACCAAAAGAAAACAGGCUCUCAAAGACGUGAUGGAUGGAUCUAUCUGAUUGAUCAGGGUAACACAGAACCGAAUCGUAAAGAGUUACCUACCUUGUGUGACAUUGGCGCAGCUCCACAAAAACCAGCGAGGCCUGAUUACCUAAAGUUCAAUCUUAGAAAGUACUGGCACAUGAUCGCCAUAUCAAAGGGUGUAAGAAAUAUUGCUAAAACCUCCUCUGGAUCCAAGUCAAAUGAGGGAGCGGGAUAUCUUGACUUAGAAGAAAAUUGCGACUACGGUGCUGCGGAACCACCGAUGAUAACAAGGAAUGUUACAAGAUUAACUCCUGGAGAAGCCGAGGACAGCAAAGAUGCCACAGCUUCUAAAGUCAUAACCGAUAAAGGAGUAUCACUGAGUGUAAAAGGCGUUAACUUGAUCUGCCCUCCUGGAGCCGUGAAAGAUCCUGUUAGCAUCCGGCUUACAUUGGAAGAACCUUACAGAUACUGUUACCUGAUAGCUCGAUGUGGUCUCCACAAUGAUGUAUUAUUUGUUUCUCCCAUUGUCAACUGUCGACCAAAUGGCCAGAAAUUCGAAAAAUAUGUCACUCUCAAGGUUACAUUAAACAGAAAAAGGGUGAAGUCAGACGGUGAUCUCCUCGUUUUACAUGGAACUCGGACCGGUCAAAGCCAAAUAAUCAAUUGGGAGGACAUCACUAAUGAGUCCAAAUUUGAUUUGCAAACGAAAAACCUAGAAGUUAGAAUAAAUCAAUUUUCAUUGAUUGCUGUUCUAGCGAGGUUGACAUUGGUACGCACCAAAGAAAUUGUAACUCGGCUGAACCUCAUGCCCUUCAACUACAACUUGUCUGUCCUCCUUAAACUUAAUAAGCAGCAAAGCCCCUUCGACGAACUUGCUCUUGUGUUCAUGAGCCAAGACACCUACCGGGAGGAAUACUACAGAGAUCAUGAAGAUUCUGCCAUAAUGCGGCUUAAAAAAGAUGGAUUUGAAGAGCUCCCUAUUGACUCUAAAAAUGCACAGGAAAGUAUCUGUAUCUACAACAAGGAAAUCAUAACGAUCUCAGUUCAACUCGGGGAGGAUUACAAACCGGCAAACAACCAGCAAGAAUGUUUUGAAGUGGUUGUGGACUCUUGUGCUUGGUGGAAUACUGGACAUGUGAUCAAAUUACCUUUACAAGUUUGUAACACAAAUUCAAAAAUUGUUUGUGGAAAGAUCCUUGUGAAAGGCGAGUUUGGACACGUUCGCGAGAACAAGUUUUGCCAACAAGAUCUGUGUGGCUAUGUGAGACACGUUCUUGGUGUGAAGAAGGCAAUUUUUGACGUUAAAGCCGUGGCUCAAAAGCUCGAAUUACCCGCAGAAACUCAGCGUCAAGUUCUUACAUGUUGGCAAAGCGAGGCAAAACAACUGGAACUUGUAUUACUACACUGGAGGGAAAAGCAUGGGGAUGCAGCAAAUCCGAACCAUCUGAAAAAAGCCCUUGAGGAGUUAGAGCCUGAAGAAUACAAGGUGAAAGAGAGAGGACAAAUGCAUAUCGAUCACUUAAGAGAGCUGGCAUUUAAAAUCGCAGGUUUAGAACACCACGACACUGACGUAAUGAAAUAUUUUGAUCGCGAAGUUGAGAAGCUUUGCAGUGCAGUCUUAAGAGACUGCUGUAUUGAAAACGCAACCUCCAAAGAAGAGGUGGAAUCAGCAAUUCAAACGGAGAAUUUUGCCUCUGUUCUUGUGAUGAAAAAGCGACUACCUGAGAGCGUUGGUAAAACGUGCACGCGAAUGUUCUCUUCUCAAGAGGAUGAAUUCAAUACAAGCAGUUUCUUAUGCGUUGUUUCUGAGCUCAUACAAUGCAUUAAAGAAAUCUUCCGAGAGGAGAAAAUUCAACGAACGCUAAGUGGAUUACGAGGAGUGACGGAGGAGGCAACACUCCAAAAAAUUACUUCAGGCAUUCGAGAUGCCGCUUAUGAUAAGAGUAUUUUCAAGCUUUUGAGUGAGGUGUGCCACAUUCUCGAGAUUCUAUGUCGAAACAAUAACGAUGACCGACAAAGAGAGUCACGGAUACAAAGCUGGGGAAGUUGCGCCAUGAUGGCUGUAAUGUUGCAUUUUCUGGAAAGGUUCUUUCAAUGCGCUGAAGCAUGUAGAUUGUACAGAAGAUUGAAAUUGUUUUCCUUCUCAAUAAGAGACAUCAUGUCAAACCCUACAGCUUAUGAGGGAAGCUUCCUGCGUGAUUUCCACAAUGUUGCAGUAAGUUUGUUGAAGUUCGCCAGGUUUGAUCCAUCACACCUUGUGCAAUUUGAACUGAAAGACCCAAAUUACUCAAUCAACAACCAAACAAAAGAUGACAUAAAGUACGAUACGUCGAAAGAAAUGUUUUCUCAGCUCUUUUGGAUGAUCAAGAAGUGUGAGGAAAACUUGCAACUUGAGGCUACUGCACAUGUUCACGUCGGUGGACAACUUCUCACACUUGGAGCAUUUGAAGCAAUGGUCAUCCUUCCUGAGUCAUUUAGCGAGGUUGUUGAAAAUGCUCCCAUCGCUUCUUUUCCAGUAUCAUUCAAAAGUGAAACUGACGGAGAAUCAUCGAACCUUCGAGUUACUCUGUAUUCUACGCAGAAAGACAACAUCGGCAAAGCUCUGGAAUAUUUGCAGGAUGCGUUAGAUGGACAAUUGAGCCUCUCAAAACAAACAGAAAUAAAAGAAACCAGCCUGAAACUUUUGAACGUCGCCAAAGCAGGCACAGACGUUAGACUACGUUUGACUCACAUAUGGGGAUCAGGGACUCUAGGCGUGGAAAGUAAUACUUUCGUGCCGUUGGGAUAUUCAUCUCCAGAAACUCAUAACAAUUUGGAAAUAACAGAUGAGCCUGAUCAACAAGCGGUUGGGGAAUCGUCACUUUUACCAGUUGCAGGAACAAGCGAAUACAUUGCGGAUAACCACAACAGAGGUAACGACUUCAUGACUGGCCCGUCAAGUGCUGAACUGAUUCCUUCCUUGACGUCGACAACAAGACAAACGGUAAUAAACGUUAAUAACUAUAUUAAUCACACUGUCAACAUGGAGGGUCACGUUUGUGUGGCUGGAGAGAGGCCAAAUCUAAACGUUCAAUCGCCUUCAUCUGCAGCACACCGUUUUCUAGAGGCUGGACCUGGUGCUGCUACAAACAGAAGUAUAACUGCAGGAGACAUUUAAGAGGUUGAGUGAAUCGAUAACUUUGGAAUGAGAUCUUAUUUGCUGAGUUCUGAUCGGGAGUUGUUCUUUUUGUCCAAAACUAUAUAAAUUAAAGCCUUUAGUUCACAGCCGAGAAAAUAGCGACCAAUUGAAUUUUCUCGCCUUAGAAAAGUCGAUAAAGUAUUGAAGAUGACUUUAUAUUUAUAGCUAGUUUAUACCAUAACGUAUAUCUAUCUCUAUAUUUAUAUGCCUUUAAUUUCCUCGUAAAAUGGUUAUGGACAAUGCAUCUCUAUUGCUCAUCAAAGAAACAAUUACCUCUUUUGCUAUCGUUCGAAGCUGAAACAAAGACUUUGGAAAUUUUGACAGCAGCUAUUGUAUUGUCCCUGUAAUUUAUUCAGUAAAUAUCUUGGUUAAUGGAAAAGAAAAGGUGAAUAUAUUUUAUAUAUAUUUUCAAAUUGCAACACUUGUGAAACUGUUAGAUAACAUGUGUACUGAUUUACAAUUGAUUAGACUGAUUCUUCCAUCGCUAGACAGACGAUUAAAAGUUAAUUUGCUUAUAAAACCACGAUGAACAGCAAUAUUUUCUAUAACAGCUAGCACAUGUAUAAAGUAUGAAUCAUUGGAUAUCUUGUCAGUAUUGCAUAGUAAUUUAGCACUUGAUUUAGUUAAGCAAAAGGGUUGGAAAUUUAACCUGUGAUAUAAUUUUUUGAUGUGAGUGCUAUGUUGUUAAUUCGAGAAUAAUUUGAUUUUCGACCUUGAAGUUCUGGCAAGGGUAUCAUUGCAAGAACUCUUUGCCCUGAGCAGACAUGGCUGUUAUAUUUGUUGUACUUGAGGGAUUGAUUUGAGACUUCUGGGAGCCUUAUUUACGGUUUGUAGCAGUAGCUUUAACAGGUGAUUUAUUAUUGUCGCUGCAACGUAUCCCUUCUUAAAUGGGUCUACCGCUGAGACUGACGUACAUUUAAGGACACUGAAAGUCUUUUUUAUGAAAGUGUCCAUUGAAUUUCAGCCGUGCAGUUCUAAAAAGCUCGUUAGAACUGAGUUGGAGCAUCCUUAUCAAUUUGGUCCUGUUCGCUAAAAAGAGAGAUCGAAUAAAAAACCUAAAUUUUUUAGGACGA
This is a messenger RNA of Stylophora pistillata, 5372 nucleotides long. RefSeq lists its product as uncharacterized. The record is from RefSeq and is a predicted model, not a curated record. Gene Ontology annotation, molecular function: netrin receptor activity. Lineage: Eukaryota; Metazoa; Cnidaria; Anthozoa; Scleractinia; Pocilloporidae. Gene Ontology annotation, biological process: netrin-activated signaling pathway. Gene Ontology annotation, cellular component: membrane.